This is a messenger RNA of Ctenopharyngodon idella (grass carp), 1684 nucleotides long. RefSeq names its product TAF7 RNA polymerase II, TATA box binding protein (TBP)-associated factor (gene taf7). The record is from RefSeq and is a predicted model, not a curated record. Gene Ontology annotation, biological process: RNA polymerase II preinitiation complex assembly; transcription initiation at RNA polymerase II promoter. Gene Ontology annotation, cellular component: transcription factor TFIID complex. Lineage: Eukaryota; Metazoa; Chordata; Actinopteri; Cypriniformes; Xenocyprididae. Gene Ontology annotation, molecular function: RNA polymerase II general transcription initiation factor activity. The transcript is spliced from 13 exons. The coding region runs from base 269 to 1375 and encodes 368 amino acids.
ACUGAAGCGCAAACAUACUCUGAGCUUCCGCGAGACAGUUCACCGAGGCAUAGCACUAUUCAUUUGUACCAUUUUAGUUUCGCUCUUACAAAAUUCGUGUUAUAAUUCCUGAUAACUUUACUAUUGCGAUCAUUUUAUGCUCUGGAUGUUUUAAAAAAACGAAUAUUUAUUUAACAGUUCUCUUAUCUGAUGCUGUUAUAUAUGAGAUAGCCGGCAUAUGUAACGUUAGCCUGUUAGCUUCUCGUUGGUCUCGAAUUAAGAGGCAAAGAUGACUUCAAAAACUAAAGGAACUUGCUCUGUUUCAGUGGGAAAGGUGGGCUCCAAAAGCAAAGAAGAUGCUCCUCAUGAGCUGGAGAGUCAGUUUGUUCUGCGGCUUCCUCAGGAGUAUGCAUCUACAGUCAGACGGAUCGCCCAGUCUAGCAGCAUGAACAUGAAAGACAGACUUACUAUAGAGUUGCAUGCUGAUGGUCGCCAUGGGAUUGUACGUGUGGAUCGUGUCCCUUUAGCGUGUAAAUUAGUUGAUUUACCUUGUAUUCUGGAGUCAUUAAAAACAGUUGACAAGAAGACCCUCUAUAAGACUGCUGAUAUCUGUCAGAUGCUGGUGUGUACACUGGAUGGUGACCUGUACCCCCCUCUAGAGGAGCCCACGGGCACUACAGACUCCAAAAACAAAAAGAAAGACAAGGACAAAGACAAAAAAUUUGUUUGGAACCACGGCAUUACCCUUCCUCUGAAGAACACAAGGAAGAGGCGGUUUAGGAAGACAGCGAAGAAGAAGUACAUUGAGUCUCCUGAUGUGGAAAAGGAAGUGAAGAGGCUCUUGAGCACAGAUGCCGAAGCUGUCAGUGUUCGAUGGGAGGUGAUUAAUGAGGAUGAGACCAAAGAACCUGACAACAGCUUAUCUCUGUCCAACCUGGAGUCUUCACCUGGAAACUCAGGACACAAGGGUCACGGCUCCUCAGUCCAACAUGACGAGCUACGCGAGAUCUUCAACGACAUCAGCAGCAGCAGCGAGGAUGAGGACGAGGAGGGUGAACGGCACGAGGACGAAGACCUUAACAUCAUGGACACUGAAGAUGACAUGGUCAGGCAGCUCCACGAGAAAAUGAAUGAGACCGAUGGAAGCAGAGACGAGAAUGACCGGAACAGUCAGAUCGUAAUGGAGUACCAGGUGCAGAUCAGCAAUUUGAAGGCUAAGCUCCAGGAAACCCGUGCCCGCAAGAAGCAACAGGAGAAAUUGAUCAUGGAGGUGGAAAAUCAAGCCCUGAGGGAUCGCUUCCAGGGUCAUUUGAAUAGUAUGAUUCAUCAAGAGGAACAAGAGAUGGAACAGCUGGCCUCCCUUCAAGAGCAGCUGGAUUCACUGAUCGAGAAGUGAUGCUCACAAUUACAAAGAUACUGCAAUACAAAGGCUCUGACCAGAGGCGACAGCUGAACACGACGGAUUUUACUCUAUUGCAUGUAUUAGCUGAAUUUGAACAUCCCAUUUGAGUUGUGAGACUCUAAAAUAAGUAUAUCAGUAUACAAGUAAAAUCAGUAUAUUUGACUGAUGCCUCAUCACAAAAAUUUCUUUGAUUUCUCAUGUCAGAUUGUGGAUUUGUACUUGUUGUGACUUUUUUCAUGUUGAUACACUAUAAACCUUUUUAGUUAACUGCAGUAUUUCAAAUAAAUUCAUAUUUGAAAUAAA